Messenger RNA from Eurytemora carolleeae, 540 nucleotides. RefSeq names its product 60S ribosomal protein L23. Lineage: Eukaryota; Metazoa; Arthropoda; Copepoda; Calanoida; Temoridae. The transcript is spliced from 3 exons. Gene Ontology annotation, molecular function: large ribosomal subunit rRNA binding; structural constituent of ribosome. The record is from RefSeq and is a predicted model, not a curated record. The coding region runs from base 32 to 454 and encodes 140 amino acids. Gene Ontology annotation, cellular component: cytosolic large ribosomal subunit; ribosome. Gene Ontology annotation, biological process: translation.
UAAUCUAGGUCAAAUUUAUUUCAGGUAAAACAUGUCUAAAAGAGGUCGUGGAGGUGCCGUCGGAGCCAAGUUCCGUAUAUCCCUAGCUCUGCCCGUCGGAGCCAUCAUCAAUUGCGGAGACAACACUGGAGGAAAGAACCUGUUCAUCAUGGCCGUCGCCGGCAUUCGAGGAAGACUUAACAGGCUUCCCGCCGCUACUUGCGGAGACAUGGUGCUUGCCACUGUCAAGAAGGGUAAGCCAGAGCUGAGGAAGAAGGUAAUGCCUGCCGUUAUAAUUCGGCAGAGGAAAACGUUCAGGAGGAAAGACGGAACGUUUAUAUACUUUGAGGACAGUGCGGGGGUGAUAGUAAAUAACAAGGGAGAGAUGAAGGGCUCUGCUAUCACCGGACCCGUUGCCAAGGAGUGCGCCGACCUCUGGCCCAGAAUUGCGAGCAACGCGAGCAGUAUUGCAUAAUCGUCAGUUAUCUCUCCUCACCUGAUGACAUGCAGAAAAUUGUCGCCGUUCCUCAAUUUCUGUUGUAAUAAAUCCCCUCUUUCAGA